Molecule: messenger RNA, 782 nt
Organism: Aspergillus aculeatinus CBS 121060
Lineage: Eukaryota; Fungi; Ascomycota; Eurotiomycetes; Eurotiales; Aspergillaceae
Exons: 1
Source: RefSeq, a predicted model, not a curated record
GACACCCAUCACAACCAUCACAAAUCUUACAUCAACCUUCCUCACGGCCGACCCACCCACACGGCUGCAUCAAAUCGACGUCGACCGAUACGCCCACAAAUACUUCGCGAUGGUGCGCCACCCCUCCUCCCCGGACCGGCGAUUGUAGUCCAACCCCCUGGCCUCGAGGGUGGUCUCGGCGGCGCGCUCGGGGGUGCGCGCGAAGCCGCGGAACUGGGCGAGGAUCUCGCGGAUGCGGGGCGCGUCGGUCCGGGUGGAGAAGAUGGUCUGCUCGUAGAGGCCGCGGAGCCCCAGCAGCAGGAGGCCGUGGCACGGGUGGUGGGCGUAGAACUGGACCCGGUCGCCCUGGACGAUGCCGGCGAAGGAGACGCGCGGGGCGCGGGCGUCGUGGCGCGGCCACCGCGACAUCAGCAGCGGCCAGUCGGUGCCCUUGAACGCGCUGUGGCCCGCGAUCAGCGUCAGGUGCGUCCCCGUGCUCGCGCUGUGCACCGUCAGCAUCUCGUACCCGCGCGCCUCGCACCCGCCCCCGUGCGCCAGCGAGUCGCGCACCACCGGGUCGUCCCGCUUCACCACGAACCCCUCGUGCACCGGGAAGUACUGCAUCACGAGCGCCUGCCACGAGGACGGCGGGGAGGAGUGUUGCUGUCGGUACGGCCAGUAGCCGUAGUGCGGGGCCCGCGUGAGGCCGUAGCAUUCCAUUUGUGUCGGAUCUGAAGGGCUGGGUUUGGGUUAGGGUUGGUGGUGGUGGUGGUUGUAGCGCAGGGCUAAGUGUAUUGGUGGGA